AUGUCUUCUAUGUUUCACGAAUCUGCGUCCAGUUUCACUUCUGAGUCGGAAGAGGAGAAGAGAGCUCAGAGAUUAGCUUCUGCUCGUAAGAAGUUGCAGACUUUUCGAGCAUCACGCUCUUCUGAACAGUCAGAUGUACCUUCAAUCGCUUCUUCUUCCUCCAAACCACCCUCGCCUACAAAGAUGAUGCCUCUCACUACUGAAGCAAGCAUUAAUUCUCCCUUUACAUUUCCGCCCUCUCAUUCCCGAUCUUCCAGUAAAGGCAAGGACAAGGAAGUGGAAACUGACAUACCUGAUAUCAAACACACCGGAGGACAUAAGCAUCGACGUUCGGAUAGUCAGGCUCAUCGACGUCAGAGAUCAUCCAUUGCUAUCCCAGCUGGUAUGACUACGGGUCAAGGGUUGACGAGGCCUUCGGUCAUGGGUGUCUUCGAUGGUGCGAUAGACAGACCAACUACUCCCAUGGCAAGCCUUCUCAACUCACCAGAGGUGUCCAGUGAUUCAACUACUUCCCCAGAUGACAACCAAGAAGAAAUAGCUGCUAGACUAUCGUCCUUCUCUUUCGGUGCUAAGCCUCCCAUGUCAACUUUCCCGCCUAAAAGAAGGCAACAGCCUUUCGUACCUUCUCCAUCACUGUUUGAGCAUGAUGCUAUGUCAUCACCCCUAGCCUCUCCCACCUCAUCAGUAUCUGCACCGAACCUCAAUCGCCUAUCUACUCCUUCCUCUCGACCGCCUAGCCUCGUAUUCACCCAUCCUACCCCGCUCUCCUUGGGUUCACCCGCACCCUCUGGUCCGUCCAGGGCAAGUCUCGCAAGUCUGCCUUCUUCGCCUCCCACUCCAGCCAGGAGAAAACAUUCCCAUACUCGUUCAAACUCGAUUUCGUUGCCUAAUUUGAAGAUGGGAGGAGCAAGACCUACUUCGUUAGGGAUCCCACCUCCUACCAGUAUCCCAUCCUCACCCCGUUCGCCGGGCAGUGGUGGAGAAGGCACCUCUCGAUCGAGCUUGUCGAGUCCAAUCACCGGUCAAAGGCUCAAGUUCGAACCUUCUGGUCGAGGGGCAGAAGCAGAGAAGGACAGAUCGGAGUCUCGCAGGAAAGCUCUCGAAAAACUUACCGGUGCUCCUAGCCUUUCCAGGUCCCCUGUCUUUGAACCUCAAGUAGCUGAGAUCAGUCUUCCUGAUUUGGAUGAUGAAGACACAUCCUCUGUCGCGUCUUCCAAUCGACCUUUAUCUGGCGUGUUCGGAUCAGGAUCAGGAUCAAGCUUUUUCAGUCGACCCUCAUCACUCACUCUCCCUCCAUUGACUGCGUCAACAGCAUCGACCUCAUCUGCUUUAUCGGCCUCUCCAUUUUCUUGGUCUUCACCCAAUGAGCAACAAUCACCUGUAGAGCGAUGGUCAGGAUUCGGCUUUGGCUUGGCCAAAGAGUAUGGCAAGGACGAUGGGAUGAGCUUUGGAAUGGACGUGUCUACCGCCAUGGCUAAACGACCGUCCAUCACUCGACAACUCAGCGCUCUGGCUGAGGUAGACGAAUCAGAAGAAGAUGAGAUGGAAUUUGAAGACGAAGCGAUCGCUGUCGAUAUGAUCAGGAGUCUUUCUGAUGGAUCUGAAGGCGAUUCCUCAUAUCCUGUUGAACCUACUCCAAACCGAUUACGCGAACUUCGUCUGGGAUCUUCCAUCUCAUCAUCUACACCUCGUCAAGAUUCAUUCGACACGGUCCACACAUUUUCUUUUCCUCGACAAUCUAGCACUUCGCCAUCCGCAUCGUCACCUACAAAAGUUUAUGGUUCUAUAGGUCGUGGACGACCUAAACCUUUGACAAUGGGAUCUACUUCCUCCACACCCACGUCCAUGUCUACACCUAAGUCAGCGGGAUUCUCGGCACGCAAAAGAGCGGCACCAGGAUCCGGGUCAAGGGGAAGUAGCAUUUCGUAUAAAAAAGAUGAUAGUUCAUCUUCAUCUCAUGACCUAUCAAUUGGAGGAAGCCGGAACGUGUUUUCACCUGAAGCUCUUUCACCUCCACUUGAAAGUCCUCGAUUUGCUGGAUGGGGAAAUAGCACCAAGGCCAAUUUACGACCAUGUCCUCGUCCGAGAACAUUAGUUGGAUUAGGCAUAGAUAGUGCUACCUCAGGGAGGGUAUUAGGGGAACUCGAGGAAGCAGAGGAAGAAACUUCACCCAAUCUAGGAUCAAUGUGGACUUCCCCAAUCCCUGAUGAUGCAGACAUUCCUCGCCCUUACGCAGGAUACGGAUCUCAUGAUGCCGAAGCAAGAAGGGACAGCUUUGCAGAAGAAAGCGAAUGGCGAGACGUGCAGUUGGAUUUGGAGAUGGAACGAGAAGCCCUCAAAGAAGAUGUGGCAAUGUGGAAACUGAGAUGCGGGAUCUUGGAAGACAAGUUGGCUGUAGAGCGAAAGGAAAGCUCUACCCUCAGGGAUAGGGUCCGAAAACUUGGUGAUCGUCUUUCGAGUGUAUCGUCUGUCCCUACCGAGCGGUCGUCUUCCGAGUCUCAUGCAGUCGAAUCUAGAUUGAUCGCCGAAAUGAGAGAGCAGCUUUUCAAUCUCACUACAACUCUUGAAGCUGAACGUAAGGCUAAAGAAGAGGCUUUUGUCAGAUUGGCAGAGAACGAACGUUCAUCUCAGAAAUCGUACGACGAAUCGGAAGACGACGAGCUAUUACUCACCGCUCGACCCGAUCAGGAAGGUCCAUUCCAACAGGUCAUUGCAUCCCCAAUAAUCACACCUCCAUCUCCCUUGCCUCCUAAUAUCAUGUCCAGUGGAAUCACGACACCAUUGAAAAUCUCACGGGAUCCAAAUCUGGCAAGAAUCAAAGGAUGGGGAUUCCCAAAAGAACCAUCAGUCUCACCUCCUUCUAAAACCGAUAAAUCAAAGAAAAGAGAAUCAUUCUUUGGGCUAUCAACUGUCCUAAAACGGAGUGUUUCGGCGGACGAAGCUGAGAUCCAUAAUGGCGUCGAUCUACCUUGUUUCUCACUUCCAGAAUCAACAUCUACAUCCACUCCCUCGGUUGGUAAUCUAGAUUAUCCUACCUUGUUUGCUUUUAAUCAAAAUCAAUUUGCGGACAGUCCAAGAGCUGUAUCUGAUCCCAUACCAACGAAACCAAGAUCCAAUUCGAUAGAGACUACUGCUUCAUUGAGUGUAACAGCGAAUGGGACGGGUACAGGGUUCACUUCUUCAGCAGUAUCAUUCUUAUCUUCUUACUUACCGCACAAAACGUCCUUGGACGAACCCAGAAAAGAGAAAAAGUCGUAUACAUCUAGAUUUAUCCACAAGGAAGAACAGAGAAUACCUGAAAAAUCAAAUAUUGCUCAAAUGGAUUUUCGACAUGGAUGUAGAUGCUGUGUUGGUGCUGUCAUCGAGUUGUAA
Molecule: messenger RNA, 3372 nt
Organism: Kwoniella shivajii
Lineage: Eukaryota; Fungi; Basidiomycota; Tremellomycetes; Tremellales; Cryptococcaceae
Exons: 3
Coding region: 1-3372 (1123 amino acids)
Source: RefSeq, a predicted model, not a curated record